GUGUUAAUGGAGAAAAUAUUGAAGUUUAUUGUGGUUUAUUAUUUGAUUUGUCUGCUUGAGCUUGAAUGGUUUGUUGAUUGUAGUUGACCUUAAAUUUUGAAUCUUUAGUGCUCAUUUGUUGAUGGGAUUGGAGAGAUUUGGCAAAUUAGUUGCUUGAUUUCAAGUUGGUUUGUUUUUUAAUUCAGCUUAAAAGGUUUGUUUUAGGGUUUGAAUUCUUGAAUUAUUGGUGGAAUUGAGAUAAGUUUAAAUGGAGGAGGAGAGUGGUUCUUGGAUUAGGAGAGCAAAGUAUUCACAUACAGUUUGCCAUCGUUUUGAUUCUUCAAGAUUGGGAUCUUUUCAUGUUCAGGGAGAGAGGGAUUCAGGUUUGAAAUCCAGGCCUGGAAUGUCAAUUUCUGAUCAGAAAUUUGAUUCCUUUACCCAUCAGAAGUCCGCUUCAUUUGCCAACCAUAAACCCUCUGUUGCUGCUGAUUCUCAGAUUCAGCUACAUCAUCCUAUGGCUAAUAAACAGCAAUCUUUAUCUCCUUCGCCGCAGAUGAACCUGUCGGAUACUUUUAAGGAAGCGAGGUCUGAGAGGAAGCGGUUUUCAACCCCGCAUCCUCGUAGAAAAGAUCAAGAUAAGAAAACAAGGGCUAUGCAAACCAAAUCAUCGAAACGUCAUACAAGUCCACUUCGGUACUUGACUUCAAUGAAGGGUAAUGAUAAGUCUUGGACGAAGUAUUUUGACCAUGCUGGAGGAAAGGUUAAUGCUGUAGAAGCUGCUGAUGAAUUUAGUGUUGAUAUGUCCCAGCUGUUUCUUGGUCUUAGAUUUGCUCAUGGGGAACAUAGCAGGCUUUACCAUGGUGUAUGCAAGGAUGAGCCUGUUGCUGUUAAAAUUAUCCGGGCACCUGAUGAUGACGAUAAUGUAACGUUGGCUGUUAGAUUAAAGAAUCAAUAUGACAGGGUAGUUACCCUUUUAUCUCGACUUCUCCAUCCAAAUGUUAUAAAGUUUGUAGCAAGACGCCGCCAGUUUAUUGUGUUAUAACAGAAUAUUUAUCGGAAGGUUCCUUGAGAGGAUACCUGCAUAAGUUGGAGCACAAGUCUCUUCCGCUAGAGAAAUUAAUCUCAGUAGCUCUGGGCA
This is a messenger RNA of Mercurialis annua (annual mercury), 1117 nucleotides long. RefSeq lists its product as uncharacterized. The transcript has 2 exons. The record is from RefSeq and is a predicted model, not a curated record. Bases 248 to 1021 code for a protein of 257 amino acids. Lineage: Eukaryota; Viridiplantae; Streptophyta; Magnoliopsida; Malpighiales; Euphorbiaceae.